UCAGCUUGGCUGUCUCAAUCAAAACAAAUAUUGCUUUUUUAUAUUAUUUUAUUCAUUAUUUAUGAGAUUUUACACAUAUUAUUCUCAUUAAAUUAAAACACUAUGGCACCUACUAAAAAAUGUACAGUUCGUGGAAAACGAUCUAACCAACAUACUCAACGAGAUUAUGCAGAAAGGUUAAACGAUUUAAGUAUACAGUCCUCGGAAGACAGUGAUGAUAGCUCAGAUAGUUCAGAUACUGAAGGCGUAGAAGCAACAUUUGCAGUAAGCAUGUGGGAUUUAAACCAUUGUGAUCCAAAGAAAUGCUCAGGACGAAAACUCUCGCGGCAUAAACUUAUUAAAAACUUAAAACUUGGUCAAAAAUUUCAAGGGCUUGUGUUAUCACCAGUUGGAACUCAGUGUGUUAGUCCAAAUGAUAAAGAUAUUAUAGAGAAGUUUGGAUUGGCUGUCAUAGAUUGUUCGUGGGCUAAAAUCGAUGAGACACCAUUUCAACGAAUGAAAUCCCCCCAUCCAAGGCUGUUACCAUUUUUAGUGGCAGCCAAUCCCAUCAACUAUGGCAAGCCAUACCAACUCAGUUGUGUCGAGGCUUUAGCUGCAGCCAUGUUUAUUACAGGUCAUAAAAAAGAAGCAAAUUUCUAUUUAUCUAAGUUCUCAUGGGGACAUUCCUUUUUAGAACUGAAUUCUGAAGCAUUAGACAUGUAUUCAAAUUGUACAGAUAGCAAAAGUGUAAUUGAAGCACAAAACAAAUAUUUAGAAUCUGCUGCAAAUGAAAAAGAUACUAGAAAAAUGUGGCCAUCAAGUGAUUCGGACAAUAAAAGCGAUAAUAGUGAAUAAAUGUAAAAUUAUUUGU
Molecule: messenger RNA, 850 nt
Organism: Vanessa atalanta (red admiral)
Lineage: Eukaryota; Metazoa; Arthropoda; Insecta; Lepidoptera; Nymphalidae
Product: 18S rRNA aminocarboxypropyltransferase
Exons: 1
Coding region: 103-834 (243 amino acids)
Biological process (GO): maturation of SSU-rRNA
Molecular function (GO): rRNA small subunit aminocarboxypropyltransferase activity
Source: RefSeq, a predicted model, not a curated record